Anthonomus grandis grandis is the source of this 1520-nucleotide messenger RNA. RefSeq lists its product as uncharacterized. The coding region runs from base 204 to 899 and encodes 231 amino acids. The transcript is spliced from 2 exons. Gene Ontology annotation, molecular function: nucleic acid binding. Lineage: Eukaryota; Metazoa; Arthropoda; Insecta; Coleoptera; Curculionidae. The record is from RefSeq and is a predicted model, not a curated record.
UACGCAUUUAAAACGAAGUUGGCGGUUGUUUUGUGGUUUCUGGCAUUUAAAUGACUGAUAAAUGUCAUUAUAAAAUACAAUUUACUUUGCCAAAGUAAAAUUAGUUUCAUAGAGUGUUUUACAAAUUACUAUUUAUUAUUAAUAAUAAAGGCAUUGCCUUUGUUGAGUUUGGUACUUUGUGUUUCUAAGUUUAAAAAGCAAACAUGGAUUUUACGUAUCAAGAACAAGCUGAUAUUCACAUUAUGUUUGAAAGAGCAUUUGGUAAUUGUGUUGAAGCAAGACGAUUGUAUCAUGAGGCAUUUCCUAAUCGACGAGUGCCACACCGUACGGUUUUCGCAAGAGUAGAUCGUAAUUUAAGGGAAACAGGAACAUUUCAAAGACAGGAAGUUGUUGGGCGACCAAGAAAUGCCAGAACCCUAGCAUUAGAAGAACGCGUGCUAGAUCGUAUUGAAGAAGAUCCAUCUUUGAGCACUCGCAUCAUCGCAAAUCAAGAAGGGUCCUCUCAGUCAACCGUAUGGAGAAUUUUGCACGAUAUGUCACUCUACCCUUAUCAUAUUCAACGGGUUCAGGCUUUGGAAGAGCGAGAUUUCCUUCCUCGUGUACACUUCUGUAAUUGGCUAGAAGAAAACCGCGUUGCUUUUGAAAAUUUUGAGAAGAAAAUUUUAUUUACUGACGAGGCCGGCUUCACAAGAAACGGAAUUUUCAAUUUCCACAACAACCACCUAUGGACGGAUGAGAAUCCCCAUGCUACGGUACAGAAGGUACAUCAGCAGCAGUUUAGUUUAAAUGUGUGGGCGGGAAUAAUCGAUGGGCAUUUAAAAGGACCUGUAUUUAUGCCGCAACGACUUAAUGGACAAAUUUACACAAUUUUUUUACAGAAUGAAUAUUACAAAUAUUAGAAAAUCUACCACUUCAAUUACGAGCACAAAUGUGGUUUAUGCACGAUGGUGCUCCCCCACAUUUUAGCAUUCUCGCUAGAGAACAUUUAAAUAAUGUCUAUCAAUACCGCUGGAUAGGUCGUGGGGGUCCAAUGCCAUGGCCACCACGGUCUCCUGACCUAAACCCCCUUGAUUUUUAUUUAUGGGGACACCUAAAACAACUAGUUUAUUCCCGCCUUAUACCCAAUAUUGAUGUUCUCAGGCAAAGAAUAGACAUUUCAGACAAUUAAAAACAAUCCAAGAAUUCUACCACGUGUGCACCAUAAUCUAAUAAAAAGAUUAAGAGCUUGCCGUGACGCGAAUGGUAAUAAUUUUGAACACUUUCUAUAAAUUGUUAAAUAAAAUGUGAGUAAAAAGUGUCUUUUUUGUCGAUCGUAAUGCGAAUUAAUUUUCAUCAAUAAACAUACGCAUUAGAACAUUUUCAAAGUCGCUUUUCUCGUAAAUGGUACGCUCUAUCGAAUUGAACUAAGAGUACCUUUUUUACGUAUAAGACUCUAAAAUUUUAUAAUUUUCAAACAAAAUCACAAUAACCUAAAGAGUAAAAGAAAAAGGGAUGUUUUUACCCUUACCAACCCCCGCAUG